GAUCGGUGGGGUUGAAGAAGGAUUUGAUCGAGAGAGAGGACUUUUUUGACAGGCGGGGUGAUGGAAGAUUUGAACCUUUUUUCUGCAUUUUGCUGUAAAAAUGUACCUACCUAAACACACAGUCUCUCUCUAGAAACCUCCCUGUCAUUCACUAAUUGUGUGUAUGCACGUCUCCUUCUCUCUAUAUUUAUAGACACAGAAAUAUAGAUAAAAUAUAUAGUCACAGCAAAUCAAAGGAGGGCCAGCUGAGACUUCGCAACUGCAAAAUCCCAUUUUAAUAGAAAUUACUGUUUUACAAUUUUCUUAGAAGAAACAGAGUAAAUUGUGAAAAGGAAAUUUGCAGUCUUUUCUUAGUAGAUUAAAGGGAAAAGUCUAGUUUUGCUCUGUUGAUCAAACUUAAAAAAGACUAUAAGCCUGGCUAGUGGAUGUCUGCUGCACAGCUUUUGAGAAUUCUGCAAACUUCUUCGGGUGAUGUGAAGUAUGAAACCUGUGUGUUUGACACAGAUGAACCGAAGGUGAUCAUGAAGGAAAAUCGGAAUGGGAUAUUAUGCCGUUACGAUAGUUUUGGGAAGGAGGCAGAUACAUGGAUCUUCACAACUAGAGAAAAUUUUCAGUUCAAUAAUGAUCGUGAGGGUGCUACAGAUCCCUUGGCUUCUGACAUGAAGGAUCGAGAACAUUUGCCAAAUAGUCCAAAGCUAGAAUGUUCUUCGAAAGCUAAAGAUUUAAUCCGUACAAAUGAAAUUGAAUCCAAAAGUUCUGAUGUAUCAUCUGUUGCUGCUUCAGAUUUGUCUGAGACAGAUCCAAAUGUGUAUACUGAUAAAAAUAUUGCGGAAUGUGAGUUGUCUGAGUUGGUAAUAAGCUGUAAAGAGGUAAAUUAUCACAUUGUCAAGGACAUAUGUAUCGAUGAAUGGAUUCCAAAAGAGGAGACAAUGGCAGGAGGUGGAGUAGCAGGAUCGUGUUUGGAAAAUACCGAAGACGUUGCUGUUAAUGAAUGUGGGAUGAAAGAAGAAGAAGAUGGCAAAUCACUAGUUCCAGUCAAGCCAAAAUUUGCCUCGAAAAUUUCUUUUGACAAGGAUACCACUGGGGAAUGUGAUCCAAAGGACUCCAUCCAGGUAGGUGUAACGACGGUUGGUGCACCUGGCAAGGUCGAAUGUGAUAUUUCAGAAGGGUCUUUCGUAAAUAACAUGCUUCCCGUGCAAGAAUUUGGUACGCGGAGUUUCCUUAGAUCUUUCCUCAACUCUUUAAACAGUGAGGAAAAGGAAGCUGCAAAACCACUCGAUCAGCAGAUUCCUUCUAGAGAGGCGAAUAAAAAGGUCCAAUCUGGCAACUUAUCAUACAACAGUAAAAUGGAGUCAGAAAGCAUUACAUUCAACUUCAACUCACCUAAACCUGCAGAAGCUUGCAGCAUGAAUGAGAGUAUUGAAACUGUCAACGAACAAUCUAUCGAGUCCGAGGAUAAUCAUUUGGACGCUAGCCCGGUUCAAUGCGCUAUACCCAAGGACAGUGUAGGAAAUGUUCGUGAACAACAUUUGAAGGAUGAUAACUACGAUAAUUCUUCAUCCACUUGCAGCAGGUGUAACAUGGGCAUCGAAAAUGUUAAACAAUUCCUUGACCACGAUGAUAGAUCUGAUAAUCAGUCUCUUGGCCAAGUCUUAUUCACUGGCCGCAAGGACAAAAGUACCAGAAAUGCUCACGAUCAAGCCCUUGAGACGAUAAAUAUUUCUAAGCAUGGGGAUGGAAAUCUGAAAGCUCAAUGGGAUGAUGGAGAGGCCAGCUUCUCUGCAGGAGAUCAUGUUACUUACUCGGGGCCAACACCUUUCUCCGGGAACCUUUCUGUUCGAUCUGAUAGCAGUGCCGCUACCAGCACCCGAUCUUUUGCCUUCCCAGUAUUACAGUACGAAUGGAACAACAGCCCUGUAAGAAUGGCAAAAGCGGAUAGACGACAUUUUCGUAAACACAAGGAUUGUAGAUCUGGCCUUCUUUGCUGUAGAUUCUAAAUGCUUCAAUUUCAUUUCUAGGUUAGUCUAGAUAUACAUGAAAACGAUCAAAUAUUUAAGGGUACAUGUCGAUAUUUUUCUUAGGUUGUGUUUGACUUACAAUAUAGCUUCAUGAAGUCAUGGUUUGAGGUGUGAUUUGAGCUCGUGCGAGGUUUAGAUAUGCUUCAUGAAGUCAUGGUUUGAGGUGUGAUUUGAGCUCCUGCGAGGUUUAGAUAUCAUCUAUUUACAAGUUUUCUUUUGAUUUAUAUACCACAUUUAUUCAUCUGUUA
Messenger RNA from Olea europaea var. sylvestris, 2266 nucleotides. RefSeq lists its product as uncharacterized. Gene Ontology annotation, biological process: regulation of asymmetric cell division. The transcript has 6 exons. The record is from RefSeq and is a predicted model, not a curated record. Lineage: Eukaryota; Viridiplantae; Streptophyta; Magnoliopsida; Lamiales; Oleaceae. Bases 426 to 1997 code for a protein of 523 amino acids.